This is a messenger RNA of Syzygium oleosum, 1396 nucleotides long. Its product is annotated as defective in cullin neddylation protein AAR3. Bases 241 to 1194 code for a protein of 317 amino acids. The record is from RefSeq and is a predicted model, not a curated record. NCBI's taxonomy places the organism in Eukaryota, Viridiplantae, Streptophyta, Magnoliopsida, Myrtales, Myrtaceae. Gene Ontology annotation, cellular component: ubiquitin ligase complex. The transcript is spliced from 9 exons. Gene Ontology annotation, molecular function: ubiquitin conjugating enzyme binding; cullin family protein binding; ubiquitin-like protein binding. Gene Ontology annotation, biological process: positive regulation of ubiquitin-protein transferase activity; protein neddylation.
AAAACCUAUUUUGCCGGAUAGUCUGCGAUCGAGUCCAACUUGAGUCGACUCGCCUUCUCCUGUCGUAGCGCUAAAAAAAUCUCGAAAAAACAAAAAAUUUUGAAAAGAAGGAUAAGAAAGGAUUCCCGAAGCAGCUUAUUUUGCUUAGAGAUCAAGCGUGAUCGUGUGAAUUCCUCUGCGUCUAGUCCAAACUUAGGGUUUCGAUUCGCUCCCUCCCGAUCGAAACCCUAGCUGAAGCCAAUGGAUCCCUCUUCCAAUCACUUGGAUAUAUUCGACAUCUACAGCCGAUUCUGCGACAUUAAAUCUGGAAUUGCUUGCGCACGCGCGGAAAAAUGUAUGGGACGAGAUGACGAGUCAGAAACAACGAAACUUUCAAGGGAGGCAUUGGCUCAGCUCUUAAAAUUUGUUGAAUCAAGAUUGCCAUCGAGGGAUUCGAUUUUUAAUGAGCUCUUCAAGCUUAUGUCGCGAUUGAACUUGCUGGCAGAUUUUGCAGAGUUUGCAUGCUUCUAUGAAUUUGUUUUCUUCAUCUGCCGUGAAAAUGGACAAAAGAACAUCACUGUAAGCAAGGCUAUUACUGCCUGGAAACUUGUAUUAGCUGGGAGGUUUCGAUUGCUUUACCAGUGGUGCGAAUUUGUUCAGAAAAACCAGCGAUAUAACAUCUCUGAAGAUACUUGGCAGCAAGUUCUAGCAUUUAGCCGCUGCGUACAUGAAACUCUAGAAGGUUAUGAUCCCGCAGGUGCUUGGCCUGUCUUGAUAGAUGAUUUUGUUGAGCAUAUGUACAGGGUAUCGGGAUCCGGCAACAAUACUAACUUCCAUUGUACCUGUGACGAUUCAGAAUCUCGUGAUGACCCUCUCCCCAGAUUGAAGAGCUAUCAUGGUUUGAAGAGGAAGUUUAAUGACGACUUCACAAGGGUUAGUGAGGGACUCUCAGAAACAUGCAUUGAGGACUCGACUCAUGAUCAUUGGUCCGUGAUUUCCAAGAGAAGGCAUAAGGUGAAUUUGUCUUCACCCUUCGAGGAUAGCCCUCCGACUGAUACUCCAGAUGACUUCAUGGAAAAUGUCAGACACAGUAGUCCGCUUGGCACCAAGUCUCCAUGUGCAGUCGAAGGUUGCUUAUCAAAGGGCUUCGCCGGGCUCUUCUCCGGGCGCUCCUAUUUGCCAUAUAACCGGGAAAGAAGAGUUUCCUACACAUGAGAGCUGUUAUUUUAGCUAUAAAGCGGGUUUUGGUAGAUGACAUAGUUUCGAUAUACCGAUUUGCUAUGCUUGGGAUGACCAUUCUUGCGCUCUCAUGCCAAUUACUGCGUUCCCCUCUUUGAAGUACUUGCGCUUGUUACAAUUAAAGAAGUGAUUGAUUCAUGGUUGUUGAUAUGAUUUUGUCAAAUACCAAUAUUGAGUA